AUGUUACAAGCUCCGCCGAGUAAGAGUCCACAUACCCGUGGCCAUGCUCACAAGCGUUCAGCUGCAAUCAGUGGGGACUUUGACCUAGACUUCUUCAGAGGCACAACUUCAAUAUCACAGGCGUUUGAGAAACAAGAGCUCUAUGUCCCGGUGACCCCGACAACACAUCAACAGGGCAUCUUUGCCACACCAACGAGUCAGAUGUCGAGCGUCACGCCUAUCACAGCUGCGACUGUUCAAACACCAAUGGCUGCUGAGGUUCCUUCCGUCGUGGUGACUGAAGCGGAGUCCAGUCCGAGACUGACGUUUUCUCCAUAUAAGGGACAUACCCGUCUGAACUCUUGGGCUCAUUCUGGUCCUGCUGCUGUGCGGGCAAAGUGCAAGUCUCCCUACUCGUCCCAAGUUGAGUACAGCUCAUCAACGGAGACGUCGCCGGAGACGAAGAACGCAACUUUGAACUAUGCGUAUGGAGGCAUGAUGAGUCCGAAGUAUGAUAUUCCAGAGGCCAUAAUCGAUUUGGACCUUGCUUCUGGUGUUUAUUUUGAUCCAGCUACUCAAAAGCACAAUACCAAGAUCCAACAUCGACGUACAGAGAGUGCACCGGAGUUGGAGAACUUCUUCAAGCCUAGUAUGAACUUUGGUUCUGGGUCUGCAAGUUCGAGAAAGAACUCUGCUAUCUUUGAAGAGGAGGACGAAGAUGACGAUGAUGAUGUUUCAAGUGCAGUUUCCUCAAACCACAUGAGCAACAAUAAUAAUGGGUUAAACGGCAAGAAUAUGUCUUCGAACUCUCUGAACUCGAACUCUAGCACUGGUGCUAGUAGGUUCUCCCCCGUUUUCUCCACACCACAGUCAUCCAAAUCUCGUCGUGGUGGUGCUACUGCUGCUCGCUAUCAAAACCACUACAACAAUAGUUUGCUAUUGUCAUCGCAUCUUUCGGCCAAAUCGUCCGAGAACUUGAAUUCAAAGAAGACUGCGCAGCAGUCAACCCCGCAUAAUUUGGUUUCGACCUCAUCCUCGUCAUCCACUUUGAACUCACCACCAAGGUUUAAAUUCGAAUCCAGGGUUUACGACAUGCCAGCCGCAACUUCAUCGCCAGAGACGAAAUCGAAACAAACGCAUUCGCCAAAGAGAUCCCUUACAAACAACAGCGUGAAAUCUCACAAGAAGUCUAAGUCGUUACUGAGCUCAAUCUCCCAGAAAUUCCGCACAGGUGGUGGCUAUAGUUCCCAAGAGAAUCUUGUGCUAGACGGGAAUUGCGGCACGGACUCCACUGUGGUUCUAAGCGAUGCCGAUGAAGGUGCUGAUUUCGACGCCCAUAAUGUUACUUUGACACCACUUAACUUUGGUGAACCAGGUCCGGCUUUAGACUUGACUACGAUGACUCCAAAGUAUAAUUACGAACUUGAUGAUACCACAAACAAGGAUAUAAACUUGUUCAAAACUGACAAGCCGGUGGCUUCAAAGACAAGCCACCAAGAGUCAACUAAAAGGAGCGAAAAGAAGCAUAAGAGAGGAUUCUUUCAUUGGAUGAAGAAAUAA
Messenger RNA from Williopsis jadinii, 1539 nucleotides. RefSeq names its product Lre1p (gene LRE1). Bases 1 to 1539 code for a protein of 512 amino acids. NCBI's taxonomy places the organism in Eukaryota, Fungi, Ascomycota, Saccharomycetes, Phaffomycetales, Wickerhamomycetaceae. The transcript has a single exon. The record is from RefSeq and is a predicted model, not a curated record.